UCUUAUAGACAAUAUGUUAGCUACUCUGGAUCCACAGUCACACCGUGUGUGUCAGUGUGGCAAACAAGUAGUUGUGAGGUGUCUGGACUGCCUGCCUCUUCCAUUCCUUUGUGCUGACUGUGAUAUUGCAGUUCACACACGCUUUGUCCUGCACAGCAGAGAGGCAGUAACAGGAGGGUUUUUGCAGCCUUCAUCAGAGUUUCACAAUCCAAUAUUUCGGCUGUUGCCUGUGCAAAGACCAGACUGUGUGUGACUGCCCAGCAGGUAACGUUGAGGUUUCACCCGGUGCAAUUGUGGCUCUUGUAACCAUAAAUGGCCGUUAUAACCUUGCACUGCCAGUGGUGAGCUGCACCAGCUGUGGCCUAAUGUGGUCCCCCUCAGUUAAGGACUUCCAGGGUGGUGGAUAUUGGCCUGGCACCUUAAAUUUCUGCACCCUGUUUUCAAUGGAUGUCUUUCAGUCUUUCUAUGACAUUAAGAAGCUGCAGCAGGGAUGUCACUUAAGGCCUUUGUCAAAGUGCUGGAUGAACGAACAGCCCAUUUUGGAAGGACUGGCCGAAUAUCAGCUGAUGCCUUCAGCAAAAGUUUCUUGGAGUGGAGUGCUGUAAAGUUUGAGGUGGACAGGAUGUGCAAGGAGCCAUGCUUUAGCUGCCCUGCCUGCACUCCAGACAUGCUCGCCGUCUCAGUUGAUGGAAACUGCAAGCUUUAUCGCUUUCAAUCAAAUGCAAGCACUUCAGAGCAGGGGAACUUUGAAGGUGUCUUCAUUGAGAAAGAUGAGGAAGUUGCUGAGUUUGUGAAAUACAUCCAGAGACACACAAAUGAUAUCAAAUGGGGAGGUGCGUUUCAGGAUGGGGCCGGUUCUACAGUUGGAGAAGAGGUGGAGCAAGUAAACAGUUUCCUGUCUAGGGCGGCCAUCACAACGAAGUACAUGUCUAAAGCAGGGCGAACAGACAUGCUGAGCCUCCUGGCUUUGGGCUGGAACAAAAGGAAAGUGGAACAACUGGGCCGCACUUUGAGCCAGAGAUAUCUAAAGGUCAUUUUUUCAACACCCAUUUUAAUGUGUGUGGUAAUGGGGCAAAAACACCAGUACUCUAAAAAUGUCCAUAUGAAUGACAUUUAUUAA
This is a messenger RNA of Maylandia zebra (zebra mbuna), 1120 nucleotides long. The record is from RefSeq and is a predicted model, not a curated record. NCBI's taxonomy places the organism in Eukaryota, Metazoa, Chordata, Actinopteri, Cichliformes, Cichlidae.